Messenger RNA from Athalia rosae (coleseed sawfly), 848 nucleotides. Its product is annotated as transmembrane protein 199. The coding region runs from base 6 to 677 and encodes 223 amino acids. The record is from RefSeq and is a predicted model, not a curated record. The transcript is spliced from 2 exons. Gene Ontology annotation, biological process: vacuolar proton-transporting V-type ATPase complex assembly. Gene Ontology annotation, cellular component: endomembrane system. Lineage: Eukaryota; Metazoa; Arthropoda; Insecta; Hymenoptera; Athaliidae.
CCAAUAUGCCUGUGGAGGUGAUAAAAGAUCCUUCCAUAACUAUCAACCCUGGUGCAGAGUUGGUAAAUUUUGUGAUGAAGAAAGUGAAAGAAACAGAUCAGCUGCCCAAAGGUAUAUCCACGCUCAAAAAAUCAACUAAAAAGCAGAGAGCUAACGUAAUAUUGAAACUAGAAGACAUUUUAUGGCUAAACAAUUACUUAAAAGAGUACAGAAAGACUUCUGAAGAGAAGGUCUAUCUGCAUGAAUUUUUGGAAACUUCCAAAGUGAAUCUUCCAGUACCUGAAAUAACCCCAAGAAACCCUGAACUUGAAGCUAGAAUACAGAAGUUGAUAAUGCAACAAAAUGAUAGGGAAUACAGAGCUAUGACAAAAAGCGUCGAUGCUGUUAGAAAGAAGUUGCCUGAAGACACUCUCGCCUAUCAAAUGAAAGAGAUGAACAAGCAGUUGAUUGCAAUUGCUCAAUUUGUAUUCUCUGUACUAGCUGGUUUUGUGUUUGGCUUCAUCGGAGUGGAAUUGAUCAUUGGUGGUUUGGACUUUGGAUUUAGACUUUUACUUGGCAUAAUGUGCGCCCUGAUUAUAGCCCUGGCAGAGAUAUAUUUUCUAGCUAAAAAGCUUAAUGAAGAAGACUAUAUUCUCAGUCACGAGGAACUACCAAAGCAAAAACUACACCAAGAGUAACAUCUGCAGAAGAGCAAUGUCACAAUUUUUAUUGGUUCCUCAGAAACGACUUUCUUCUCAAACUUUUGAAUAAGCACAUGAGUUUUAAUAUCCUGAGCUGUGAUUUCCUUCACAUUUUGUUUCAUUAUGUACCAUUGAGUUUGAAGUUUAAUAAAUGAUUAAUUCAAAGUA